AUGAAGGAAGAUAAGGACACGGUUAUGUUGGAGCCACACCAGGGGUGUGCUGAUGAUCUGAUAAAUCAGAUAAAGAUGAAAAUCCUUGGGAAUCACACACAUGGACAUUUCACACAAGGCCAUACGACUUUAAGUGUGAAGUCUGAACAUGUACAAGUUAAAAAAUUAGAGCCAGGAACAUGUGUGGAAGAAGAAACCACUUCCAGAUACAAAGGAACAUAUAAGUGGCCAUUAGCCAAUCCUACAGAGACAGCUCAAAGCAGAUGUGUUAAGAAUCCUAGUUGGAAAGCUACCAGAAUUUGCACUAUUGAUGCUGAGAAUGGCAAAUCGAGCUGGGGAGCCCCCCAUUAUGGACCAUGUAAACUGCUCCAGGCACUUCCAGAUGAGAUUGUCAACCUUGAAGAUGUUCUCAUAACUGAUGAGAAUGCCAAUGAUGUUGCCGAGCACAUUUUAAGUCUGAUACAUGGCUCCCCAGGCCUGAACCAAAAAGAAAUCAAGAUUAUUGUUUUGAAGGUGUCUGACAUCUGAAAAUGUGAUGAAUUAAGUCUGAAUCUAGCAGAGAUUCUGUUACAGACACUUGAUGUGGUUUUGGGGAUUGGAUUGCUGCCUGAUCAGCCCUCGCUAAGCAAUGAGAAACACCACAUUUCCCAAAAUGAAAACUUAACCACUUACGUUGUGAGCACCAGUGCUGCAAAUACGUCACUUUGGAACCUGGCCGGUCCGAUAGAAUUCACGUUACAGCAUAUCAGAGGAAAUACGAAGUGGGCUUAUGUCCAGUGUGUAUUCUGGGACUUUGAGAAGAAUGAUGGACUAGGUGGAUGGAAUUCAUCAGGCUGUGAAGUAAACAAAACGGAUGUCAAUUAUACAAUCUGUCAGUGUAAUCAUCCUACUCACUUUGGAGUCUUAAUGGAUUUGUCCAGGUCUGAAGUGGAUAAGGUCAAUGAACGGAUCUUAACAAUCAUAACAUAUUCUGGAUGUGGAAUCUCUUCUCUUUUUCUGGGAACUGCAAUGGUGACUUACCUAGCUUUUCGCCAACUUCGUCAAGAUAAUCCAUCCAAAAUCCUGAUCAAUUUGUGUAUUUCCUUGCUGAUGCUGAACUUGUCAUUUCUGACCAGUUCCUGGUUGGGGGCCUUUGAAAACCCUGGCCUCUGUAUCGCCAUGGCUGUGGUGCUCCAUUAUUUUCUGAUCUCCUCAUUCAUGUGGAUGGGCCUGGAAGCUGUCCACAUGUAUUUUACUCUGGUCAAAGUCUUCAACAUCUAUGUGAAAAAUUACAUACUUAAAUUUUGCCUGGUUGGCUGGGGAGUACCAGCAGUCAUCAUUGGGAGCAUCCUCAUCGUGAAGAGGGAUUUUUAUGGCAUUUUGAAGACAUCCACAUCAUUCUGCUGGAUUCAAGAUGACCUUAUCUUUUACAUCUCCAUCGUGGCCUAUUUUUGCCUCAUAUUUCUCAUAAAUCUACCCAUGUUCUUCACUGUUCUUUUCCAAAUCAAUUCCAUGCAAUUCCAGAAGCAGAAAGUGUGGAGAAAGACGAUCCUAUGUGACCUCAAGAGUACCAUGAGCCUCACCUUCCUGUUUGGUCUCACCUGGGGCCUGGCCUUUUUUGCCUGGGGACCCGUGAGGAUCCUUUUUUUAUAUCUCUUUUCCAUUUUUAACACAACACAAGGAUUCUUUAUCUUUGUGUUGCACUGUCUACUGAAGAAGAAUGUGAGGAAACAAUGGCAAAAGCACUUGUGCUGUGGGAGGUUUCGACUGAAGAACUGCUCUGAUGGGAACAGCAGAUCUGGGUUAAAUUGUGAGCAUAAGCGGAACAGAACACAAAAGAACUGUGAGAAUGGAUUGAUAACACAGUCCCAAGAGUCCACCAAGGCACGGAAUCCACCUCUGUCCACUUUUAGGGGCUUUGAACGAAGGCAUAAUUUGGUCAGGACUUUCCAAAAUGAAGUCUGUAAUGAGAUUGCUUCAUCACCAAAGCACUGUGCUAUGGGAAGACAGCACUUGACAUCGGGAAGACCCGAAUUUGAAUCUUGCCUCAGAAUUUAUUAGCUGUGUGACCUGAGCCAGUCACUUGGGCCACUCAGAGACACCAUUUUUGUUGCUGUUGAUUUUGACUUUAAAAUGGGGGCAGUGAUAGCACCUACCUCCCAAGGUCAUUGCGAGGAUGAAAAGAGAUGUUUGUAAAAAAAAAAUGUUUGCAAAUCUCUUUAUAAACAUGAAGGCACCGCAGAAAUGUUCUGGUUGUUGUUGUUUCCCAUUGAAGAGCAUAAAUAUUAACCAGCUGACUGGAAGCAUCAUUGAUUUUCCUAGGAUUGGUGUGUCUUCGAGCCAGAAUGGACCAGAGUUCCUCUGGUUGGCCCAAUCACAUUUUGGGGCUUCCAUUUGGUAGCAAACAUUGGAAAAGGAGAAACCCAGCAAGUUUGGGGGUGUUAAUUUCAG
Messenger RNA from Phascolarctos cinereus (koala), 2430 nucleotides. NCBI's taxonomy places the organism in Eukaryota, Metazoa, Chordata, Mammalia, Diprotodontia, Phascolarctidae. The record is from RefSeq and is a predicted model, not a curated record.